Haemonchus placei is the source of this 594-nucleotide messenger RNA. The record is from the annotation of a GenBank genome assembly. NCBI's taxonomy places the organism in Eukaryota, Metazoa, Nematoda, Chromadorea, Rhabditida, Trichostrongylidae.
AUGAAAAAUGAAGUCAAACUGAAAGCGUCAGGGCAGAGGGCUCAGGAUACUAGAAAUAAACGGCUUUGCACAUGUAUGGAAUUGAUUCAUUACCUGAAAGUCGCCGUCGAAACUGCUCGGCAACAAGCAGUUACCUAUCCUUUUCAUGGGCGAUCCAAUCGGGGAUCGAGGAUAGGUCAUGUCGUUCACUAUGGAACCGCUUGCCAUCGGUCUGUGAUGCGAGUUUUUUCAAAGUCAAAGGCUUUCAAAGUCAAAGUGGCUGUUCUGCAACGUCACCCACAAAUCAGCAUGGCUGACAAGGUGCUGUUAUUGGGCAAUUACUUGGCGGCGGGGGAAUAUCCCUCGUCAACGGUUCGGCCUAAGGAGAACGUAAGCAUUUGGCUUGCUAUUUUACACAAACUUGACAAACUAUUUGCCCGCAUAUUUCAGAUGAAGCCCUCAUCGUUAAGAAGAGCAUCCAGCAUGGACGACGCCUUCGAUGGAUUUUUUGUAGAUUUUUGUAGUGUUGGGGUGGCGGGUAGGAAUGGGUGCUUUUAUAAGCUUGCGUUCUCGGUCAUUCUUACUUUUUUGGUAUGUAGUCUCUAUAGCAUCUAA